GAAAGAAGUGAGAGAUUUGUUUGGCUGGUCUUAACGGUUUGCUGUGUGGGGUGCGUCUGCAGGAAGUACAAGCCCGAGUUUGACAAGCUGAAGAUCUGGUACGAGCACAGGCUGAUCGACGACAUGGUGGCUCAGGUGCUCAAGUCAUCAGGAGCCUUCGUCUGGGCCUGCAAGAACUACGACGGAGACGUGCAGUCUGACAUCCUCGCACAGGGCUUCGGAUCUCUGGGUCUGAUGACCUCUGUGCUGGUGUGCCCUGACGGCAAGACCAUUGAGGCAGAGGCGGCCCACGGAACAGUCACCAGGCACUACCGCGAGCACCAGAAGGGAAGGCCAACCAGCACCAAUCCCAUUGCCAGCAUCUUCGCCUGGACACGGGGCCUGGAGCACCGCGGCAAGCUCGACGGAAACCCCGACCUCAUCAAGUUCGCCCUGACCCUUGAGAAGGUGUGUGUGGACACUGUUGAGAGUGGCGUCAUGACCAAGGAUCUCGCUGGCUGCAUCCACGGCCUCUCCAAGGUGAAGCUGAACGAGCACUUUGUUAACACCACAGACUUCCUGGAUGCCAUUAAGAGCAACCUGGACAAGGCUCUGGGCAAAUGAAGGAGCUCCUGAGGACACGCCAUGACACCACGCUAGCCCGCCACAGGACACGUGACAGCCAACUGUGUCAUUUUCAUUUCAGCUUUUGUACCUCAUUUUUAACUUAAGGAAAGGUCAUGAAAAACCACAUACAUUUUGUUGAAGGGAGAACUUAUUAAAUAAAUCAGUUUAAAAAAAGAAUGAAAUCUUGAAUCAGUAGUGUGAAGAAGAGAGGAGGAGGAGGAAAAAAAAAGAAAAACGUCCUGCUGUUCCCACCAUCAAGUGACUGUCAUUUGCCCUUCCCUGCAGUUGCAAGGUUCUUUAUUUUUGUAAAAUGAAGUACUGUACUGUACCGUACCUUCCUCAUACUGUAUAUUACCAUGAUCCAUUUUAUGGGCCUUUGUCUAAUAAAUCUUCUUAGAUGUUUGGAUCCA
This is a messenger RNA of Engraulis encrasicolus (European anchovy), 1016 nucleotides long. It is a transcript of the gene idh2, whose product is annotated as isocitrate dehydrogenase (NADP(+)) 2. The record is from RefSeq and is a predicted model, not a curated record. Gene Ontology annotation, cellular component: mitochondrion. The annotation marks the transcript as partial. The transcript is spliced from 5 exons. Gene Ontology annotation, molecular function: isocitrate dehydrogenase (NADP+) activity; NAD binding; magnesium ion binding. Lineage: Eukaryota; Metazoa; Chordata; Actinopteri; Clupeiformes; Engraulidae. Gene Ontology annotation, biological process: isocitrate metabolic process; NADP+ metabolic process.